AUGGCAGAUAAAUUGACGCUUGAUAAAGUUGCUAUGAAGGAUCGUGCAACAGCACAUCUUCGAAUAUAUGUUGGGGGGCUUACCGAUGACGCCAAUGUAGACGAACUAUACAACCAUUUUAUAGAGUAUGGUCAAAUUGACGGUAUCAUAAUAAACAGAAUAUUCGGAUUUGUACAGUUUCAACAGGAAUCAAGCGCUAAUGAAGCUAUAGCAAAAGCUAACGGAAGUGUUUUUCAAGGCAAAAAGAUAACAGUUAGAGCAGCCCUUAGAAAUAGUGGACCAAAACCGGAAACAGAAGCAGUACCAAUUAAAAACGACAUUCCACCUGUCGCACCUCUCAGUGAUAACAAAAUGCCUGUUCCAGAAGAGGUUCCUGAAGAGCAAUACGAUAAUUAUGGAAACUAUGAUCAGGGUUAUAGAGAAGAAGAUUAUGACGAUGGUUACAAGGGUUGGAACGAGCGGGAUGUGGCUCGUGGUGGUUUGCGGGGCAGAGGCCGCGGUAGAGGCAGAGGGAGAGGAAGUAUAAGAGAUAAUGAUGCUAGAGGAUUCAGGGACAGAUCACCACUAAGAGGUGACUGGCCCGAAAGAAACUUUGACAGAUAUACUCAACCUGAUUAUCCAAGAGCAUUACCGGUACCUGAAAGGAAUGACUGCGAAAUUAUCGUCGUAUCAAAAGCUUUAACAGAAUAUGCAGAGUACAUAGAAGAACGUCUGAAGAGAUUAGGCAUAGUCGUAGACCUUUUAUUUCCCAUGGAAGAUGUACCAAUAGGCAAAGUGCUUGGGAACAUUGCGUCACGUGGAUGUCUUUAUGCGAUACUAGUUAUGCCAACAAACCUUGAACAUAGGUCUCUCACGCUGACCAUUCUACAUGGACUACCACAAGAGCACCGCAACAUGCCUAUAGAGGAUGCGUUGACGUUAAUGUCGCGCAACUUCCAAGAAGUGCAGCGAGGUGGCGCGCGUGGCAGGGAGGCGGUGUACGCUCUGCUAGGGCAAUUAGCUGACGGACGAGCUUUGACCGUGUUGCAAUAUGAUAAGGUCAUCGAAUACUUACAGGAACGCAGAGAGCAACAGGUUAAAAUAGAAUUAGGUGAGCCAACGCCGGCACCGAACAACAAGACUCAAGUUGAUUUACAACAAAGAAUAUUAAGUAUACUCAAUGACAAGAAGACGAAAACUGAAUCACCUCCCGCCCCCUCCCCGCCUAAGCCAGAACAAAAUAAACUUCUAAAUGACCCAACAGUCAGAAAGGCUUUAGAUUCAAUCUUGCAGAAGUUCAUAUAA
Molecule: messenger RNA, 1284 nt
Organism: Danaus chrysippus (African queen)
Lineage: Eukaryota; Metazoa; Arthropoda; Insecta; Lepidoptera; Nymphalidae
Source: the annotation of a GenBank genome assembly